AUGCCCCGCAGAAUCCGCCCAAAUGCAUUUGCACAACUGUGGAUCCGUCUACCAGCUGUCAGAAGAGGGACGGCCCCUUCACCAAGUCGAUGGAGAGCAGUGGCACCUUACAGGCUCCGAUAUAAAACAGACGGGGACAGAGCGGAUGAUCACCAGCGAGAAAGCAUUUUGCGCAAAUUCCUCGAGACCGGCGCGACGACGCUAGCAGCCUUGCUUAUGCUUGGGCUGGGCGGAUAUGGGUACCAGGAGUACUAUAAGAAGCAAGUCCUGCGGAAGAUUGACCACGCGUUCGCGGGUGGGUUGUUUUCGUCGCUGGAAGAGGCUGCUCUGGCGCAGUAUGGGGAUGUUGAGCAUAUGUUUCACAUCGCAAGACCGGAACAGUCUUUGAUUGAUCAUAUCAUUAGCGGCAGCGCGAGGGGCAGCUACUUCCUGCUCUUCGGGGAGAAAGGGACGGGGAAGUCGUCUAUGUUGCUGGACUCGAUGCAGAAGGUUGAUGGUGAAGGCGUGGCCAUGUUCGAAGCACACAGUGACAACGAGGUUUUCCGUCUUCGUCUCGGAAAAGCGCUUGACUAUGAAUAUCAUGAGGAUUACAUCGGGGGCCUUUUCAGCAUGAAAGGACCGCGUGAUGGUGCGACACCAAUAUUAGAUAUCGAACGAGCCCUAAAUAAGUUCGAGAAAGUGGCCCUUCAGCGCCGAAAUGCUAGCCAUGGCCGUCGACCGCUAGUGCUAAUUAUCAGUAACAUCCAUCAUAUUCCAGAUGAUGUUGAUGGGCAGCGAUUGCUGAGCUUGUUGCAGCAACGCGCAGAGCUUUGGGCUGCUAGUGGGCUUGUUACGCUUGUUUUCACUAGUGAUGUGUAUCGCACAAUGGAGGCGCUGAGGUUGCAUGCUACGCGGAUGCAGUUGUUGAAUGUACAGGAUGUUCCACGGGAUGUUGCGGUUGAGGCUUUGAGGAAGUAUCGCGUGGAAACGCGCGGAGAAAGCAUAUCGAGUUCUCUACUGGAUGAGAUAUAUAGUCGAGUAGGAGGACGACUUAUAUUCUUAGAUCAGGUCGCGAGAUCGAAGAACAUGCUCGAGACCGCGCAGUCCAUUUGCCAAAAAGAGCAGCGUUGGCUCCUUUCCAAGUGCUGGAUUCUGGGUCAGGAUAUGGAUGAAAAAGCCGAAAGCCAGCAAGAAUACUCCGCCGCCGCAAUGACCUUGGCCCAAGCCCUAGUCGCCAUGGAAAACGACAACCCCACGCCCACCUCACCCCCCCGCAUUCCACUCCACAAAGCCCAAGAACUAAUGACGCGAGCCGAUUUUAUCCCAAGGCUCGAUCAACAAAACAUCAUCGCCAUCGAUGCCGAUGGCAUGGUCAGGGCCGACUCGAUGCCGAUGCAGAAUGCGUUUCGGGCGGUUUGUAGUGAACCCGGGUUUGACGCGCACUUGAAGGCUACCAAUGAGCGAUUGGAUGAGCUGGAGAGUUUGGGGCGGACAACGGAGUUGACGGUGAAGGAUCUGGUAGAUGGAGAGUAUGAGUUGUCGAGUAAACAUGGGGACGGGUUUGUAAUUCGGAGGAGGUAG
Aspergillus chevalieri is the source of this 1560-nucleotide messenger RNA. RefSeq names its product ATP-binding protein. Lineage: Eukaryota; Fungi; Ascomycota; Eurotiomycetes; Eurotiales; Aspergillaceae. Bases 1 to 1560 code for a protein of 519 amino acids. The record is from RefSeq and is a predicted model, not a curated record. The transcript has 3 exons.